AUGAAUACCAUUGACUUUGACCUCAACGAUGCCUUGAAGCACUACAUGUCGGAUCCAGCCAGCAUUUCAACGCCUGAAGCUGAUGGAGCUCUCUUCGACUGCGAAAAUGAUCCAGAAGCCCUUACACUCCCUGUCGUUAACUCUGUCCUGAACCCUAUCGUCGAUGCAGUCGCCGAUAAUCCAGAUGCCAUCAUGCGCGCCUCCCAUAUGGACUCGCUGCAGUUUCUCCUCAAGUUAGCCCCCAUAUCCCUCCAUCAUUCACCUGAUACUCCGACCGUGGGACAACAUUCUGAGCUAGAAAAUCCCAGAUACACAGCACAUCUUCCCACCCACGCCCUCAGCAAGAUCUUCGACCUCGUUAUGAGCGGCUUGAGUGCAGAGGCCGACUCUGUCCACUCCGAUAUCGACUCCCCCGACGAGCAGGACUCGGUACCACAUCAUAAGAAGCUACUCGAGAUAUACGGUUUCCUUCUGCAAUGGACGAUCGCUGCUGUUGAGACCAAGGCUGCUGAGAAGUCUUCGACAGCACCUGCUGCUAGAGGACGCGGAAAGGGGAAGAAGGGGGCUACAAAAGAUAAGGAUGCAGCUUGGGAUUCAGCUACACAGCUUCAGGCGGCUUUGGAAGUUAUGUGCAAGGUUCUCAAGCUCAAGCUCUCCAAGAUCUUCCUCACAACAAGCGAAAGGGAUACCUUUAUUGGACUCCUUACUCGACCGGUUUACAUGGUUUUGGAGAGUGAGCAACGAGUCAAGACAACGACGAUUCGAAUGCACUGCUUCAAAGUCCUUUGCAUUGCUGUGAAGCACCAUGGACAUGGAUAUGCGGCGCAAAUCAACAUCAUCCAGAACCUAACAUACUUCGAACACUUGUCGGAACCUAUGGCCGAGUUCCUACACAUUCUAGCAGAAACUUACGACUAUCCUCAGCUGGCUGACGAGGUAUUACGUGAAAUCAGUAACAAAGAAUUUAACUCCAACGAUACUCGAGGACCUAAGUCUGUUUCUUCCUUUAUUGCUAAGCUUUCUGAAUUGGCGCCACGAUUGGUGAUCAAGCAGAUGACAAUGCUUGCGAAGCAAUUGGACAGCGAGUCAUAUACUCUCCGAUGUGCUUUGAUCGAGGUCUGUGGAAACAUGGUUGGCUACCUCAGCAAGCAGGAUGAGCGCAGCGAGAACCACAAGUCCCAAUUGAACGCCUUUUUCGACGUCUUGGAAGAGCGAUUCCUCGACAUUAACCCCUAUUGCCGAUGCAGAACUCUCCAAGUGUAUAUGCGACUUUGCGAUCUUGCACAGAAGUUCCCCAAGCGACGACAAAAAGCUGCGGAACUCGCGUGUAGAAGUUUGGAAGACAAGAGCAGCAAUGUCCGACGUAACGCGAUCAAGCUUCUAGGCACACUAAUUAAGACACAUCCUUUCACAGUCAUGCACGGCGCGCAGCUGUCGAGAAAGGAGUGGCAGGCUCGUUUGGACAUGGUACAGGAGGAGUUGGAUGCUCUCAAGCCCCCCCCCGGUGUCCCUGGCUUUGGGGGCGACCAGGCAAACACGACUGUUGACAACGAGCUUCUUGAUGAGGCGACACAACUUGGCUCUCCUCAGAAGCCUACCCAGAUGACCGAGGAGGAGAAGGCUGCUGCCAUCAAGAAGGCGCAGGAGGAAGCUGCCACAAGUGAAGCUAUCGAGAAGCUAACACUAACCCGGAGGUACUAUAACGAGGCACUCAAGUUUAUCGACGUUAUCCACGACGCCACCACCACCAUCUGCCAGCUCCUCGGCUCAAGGAACAAGAGCGAGGUCAUUGAGGCCAUGGACUUCUUUGAGGUUGGUGACGCCUACAACAUUGAGCAAAACAAGGUCGGUAUUCGACGUAUGCUUCGGCUCAUCUGGACCAAGGGCAAUAGCGAUGAAGGCAAGGGUGUCCAGACACACUUGAUCGAGUGUUACAGGCGACUCUUCUUCGAGGCACCUGACUCGUUCAGUCCCAAUGAUGCGGCCAUUUACAUUGCGCGAAACAUGAUCAGUUUGACCUUCGGCGCGACACCCGCUGAGCUCACGUCUCUUGAGCAGCUCUUGGCGACAAUGAUGAAGGGCGGCAUGAUCCCCGAGGUUGUUAUUAACAAGCUUUGGCAAGUAUAUGGUGUUCAGAAGCGGGAGAUCUCCCGAACUCAGCGGCGAGGUGCUAUCAUCGUUUUGGGGAUGCUGGCAACUGCAAACCCCGAGAUUGUGGUUGGUGAAAUGGAGACCAUGCUUCGAACUGGUCUUGGUGUGCAUGGACGCAAUGAUCUCCAGUUGGCCAAGUUUACAUGCAUAGCUUUGAGGCGAAUCAACCCCUCUGGGCGUCAGGCUAAGGACUCUCCUGUCAAGUUCUCACGGUUGCCCAACGACCACGCUGUGUCAGUCAGAUUGGCUGCCAUCACCGAGGUUCCCUCAGACAGCAAGGAGUGGUAUGGAGUAGCAGAGCAGGCUAUCAACGCCAUCUAUGCUAUUUCUAAGCAUCCUGACACCCUCUGUUCGGACCUUAUCCGACGAAAAGCACGACAGGUGUUUGGACAGUCUCGCACCCCGCCAUCUUCGCAACCCAGCUCGCGCCCUACAUCGCGAGAUGAGACAAAGGUUGCUCCGACAGCCGACCAGACUGUGACCCAGGGUGAGAAGAAGAAACGAGACAACGCCAUCGCUCUGUCCCAACUUCUAUUCAUCGUCGGACACGUAGCCAUCAAGCAGAUUGUUCAUCUUGAGCUGUGUGAACUCGACUUCAAGCGCAGAAAGCAGGAGAAGGAGAAGGCAGCGCCCGCUAAGAACGACAAGGACAAGGAAGAUGCGGAUGAGCUUGAUCUGAUCGGAGGUACAACAGAGGAUGAUUUCACAGAAGCCAUGGCACACAUUCGUGAGCGAGAGCUUCUGUACGGACCUAACUCUCUACUAGCUGUCUUUGGCCCGCUGGUAUCAGAAAUCUGCGCCAACAACACGACAUACGCCGAUAAGGGACUCCAAGCCGCCGCGACACUCUGUCUCGCCAAACUCAUGUGCGUGUCUGCCGAGUACUGUGAAGCAAACUUGCCGCUGCUCAUCACUAUCAUGGAGCGUUCACCCAACGCAACUGUCCGAAGCAAUGCUGUCAUCGCCCUGGGCGACAUGGCUGUCUGCUUCAAUCAUCUUAUCGAUGAGAACACCGACUUCCUCUACCGUCGACUCGCUGAUGACGACGCGUCUGUCAAGCGAACAUGUCUUAUGACUCUGACCUUCUUGAUCCUGGCUGGACAGGUGAAGGUCAAAGGUCAACUUGGCGAGAUGGCCAAAUGUUUGGAGGAUGAAGAUCGCAGGAUCGCUGAUUUGGCAAGAAUGUUCUUCACUGAGCUCAGCACCAAGGACAAUGCUGUGUACAACCACUUUGUCGACAUGUUCAGUCUGCUCAGUGCUGGCGGUAAUAUGGAAGAGGAGAGUUUCCGCAGGAUUGUCAAGUUCCUUCUUGGCUUUGUUGAAAAGGACAAACAUGCCAAACAGCUGGCCGAGAAGCUUGCUGCGCGACUCAGUCGUUGUGAGACAGAGCGACAAUGGAACGAUGUUGCAUAUGCGUUGGGCAUUCUGCAGCACAAGAACGAAGAGAUUACAAAGUUGGUGUCUGAAGGCUACAGAGUUGUUCAAUCCUCUGCUUAA
Messenger RNA from Fusarium redolens, 3648 nucleotides. RefSeq names its product armadillo-type protein. Gene Ontology annotation, molecular function: histone binding. NCBI's taxonomy places the organism in Eukaryota, Fungi, Ascomycota, Sordariomycetes, Hypocreales, Nectriaceae. The transcript is spliced from 4 exons. Bases 1 to 3648 code for a protein of 1215 amino acids. The record is from RefSeq and is a predicted model, not a curated record. Gene Ontology annotation, biological process: meiotic chromosome condensation; mitotic chromosome condensation; mitotic cell cycle. Gene Ontology annotation, cellular component: nucleus; condensed chromosome, centromeric region.